AUGGCACCCAAAAAGCAUAUCGUCUUCGACGUCGUAGGGACUUGCGUCUCUUUCGACGCGUUCUAUGAUCGUAUUGAUCAAAUCCUUGGACCAAGACUUAAGGCUCAACAUGUCAAUGCUAAACAUUUCGGCUACACCUGGAAAGAAGCUGCCGAGCUGGAAUUCUACUUCCUCCUGUAUUCAGAUCGCUACACUCCUUACAACGAGAUUUUCAAAGCUGUCUUCUACCGCACAUUACACAUGGCUGGGAUAUCGAAUCCAAGAGAAUUCGCUACAGAGGCAGAACGUGAUGCUUGUCAAGCAGGUUACUCAGAGCUUGAGCUUCGACCGGGUUGUGUGGAAAUGAUGGAGAAGUUGAGAGGGGUAGGAUGGACGGUGUGGUGUUUGACGACUGGGGAUGUGAAGAGAGUGAGAGGUUACUUUUUGAGAGCUGGGCUGGAAAUGCCGAUUGAGAAUUUUGUGAGCUGUGAUCAGUUUGCGGAAAUUGAUCCCGUGACUGGGGUUAAGAAGGGUGUUUACAAGCCGGCGAUGGCUUCGUAUAAGCCGAUGUUGAAGAUGUUUGCCGAGGAGGAUGAGAAGUGGUUCGCGGCAGCACAUAUGUGGGAUGUUAGCGCUGCCGUGCAUGCUGGAUUCCGAGGUGCUUAUUGCUCGAUAUAUGAUAAAGAGCCUUGUCUGGAGAUUUUCAACACGACGAUGGAUGUCAUGAGUGAUACGCUCCCUGAAAUGGCCGAUAAGGUCAUCGCGAUGACUUCGUAA
This is a messenger RNA of Cadophora gregata, 756 nucleotides long. RefSeq lists its product as uncharacterized. The coding region runs from base 1 to 756 and encodes 251 amino acids. The record is from RefSeq and is a predicted model, not a curated record. The transcript is spliced from 2 exons. Lineage: Eukaryota; Fungi; Ascomycota; Leotiomycetes; Helotiales; Ploettnerulaceae.